Molecule: messenger RNA, 1792 nt
Organism: Anopheles cruzii
Lineage: Eukaryota; Metazoa; Arthropoda; Insecta; Diptera; Culicidae
Exons: 6
Coding region: 130-1626 (498 amino acids)
Molecular function (GO): protein binding
Source: RefSeq, a predicted model, not a curated record
UCGACUAAUCCUGUCUUUUGACAUUCAUUCUGACGACGCAGUUUUUAAUACACUUCGGUUCUAGACUCCAUUGUUAUCGGUUGCCCUUUUCAGUUAAAGCAAUUUACGCAGUGAACAUUCGUGAAAAUCAUGAAUCUAAACGAUUUCCCCGAUAAAGUUUUAUGCCAGAUUUUCGACCACCUCGAUUUGUACGAGGUUAAGUUAGCGUCCCGCGUGUGUCGGCGUUGGUCGACGCUUACUUUUUCUGAGCGACGGAUGGACCGCGUGUUUUUGAAGCCGAGUUAUUCCAAUUCUGAUUUUUUGCUCAAUACAAAAAGAAACUAUCGCAACUUUCGCCAACUGUGGAACGAAGAUGAUAAUCAUCAGUUUUCAAGCUUAGUAUGGUUACAGCGCAAGCUAAAGCCUAAUGUCCGAGUGUUAGAUAUUUUGACUGAUGUAACUUCCGAGCAAUUACGAUUGCUUCUGGUGGAAGCACCUGAGCUACAGCAUUUGUCGAUUAGUGUCAUUACCUAUUGUAACUGCGGAACAAGUGGACCGUUCCCGGUUUUACCGAAGUUGACAUCGCUGAAGUUAAUUCAGUCACAAGAUGAUCGCUUUGACUUUUUACGUAAGAGCAUGCCAAAUUUGCAGAGUCUUAAUAUGAGCUGUGCGUCUGAUUCGGAACUGAAAGUAUGGAGACACUUCAGCAAACAGUUGAAAUUAGCUAAUGUGCAUGCUUUUCUUAGUAAAUAUAUCGACCCUUUCCUGGAGCUAACGUUCCCACUCCUGGAGGAUUUGUCCAUGAAUAAAGACAACUGGCCAAUGUUAGUACAGUUAGAUUCAGGAAAAAGUCAUGAUUUUUUCCAAAGGCACCCCUUGCUUCGAAAACUCUCCAUCCGCAUUGAUAUUCCGCUAGAAUGCGUGGAAUCAAUUACUCGUCACUGUCCUGAGUUAACUUAUCUACACCUUAAUCUAAACAAUCCGGAAGAAGGUUUUUUAAAGUCGCUGGAGCAGCUAACUAAGCUGAAGCAUCUUUCAAUAGACGAACCAGAAGAUGCAGGAGGAUAUAUGGAGAUACUGGCGCAGCUAACUGGGCUGAGGCACCUGUCAGUGCAGGGAGGAAUGGACAGAAAAAUGUUUCGUGGAGAUCUCAAGGCUCUCGAAAUCGUUGAAUUAAAGGUUAGGCGUCCUGGAGUGCUGCUCGAGAACCUUUUUGAAGUGGCGCCGCAAUUGAACUCUCUGAAACUCAAGCACGGCAAUCACGAUCAUUUGCAGUUACAGUUUAUCUGCGAGAACUUUUCGUAUCUCCAACACUUAGAAGUGAACGUGAAAGAAGUGAUUGCAGCUGACAAUUCUGUACCAUUCGAUGGAUUGGCCUUGCAGGAACUUAAAAUAUCGUGGGCCACCAAAAUUAAUUACAUUCAUCACAAAACCCUCCGGUGCUUGACAAUAUCGUACAGUGAGAUAACCGAUGAUGACCUUAACAAGAUACCGGGCAAGUUCCCUUUGCUAAAGAGAUUGAGCCUCGUUAGCUGUUCCAAGGUGUCUAUGACUGGUGUCAAACGGCUACAUAAAUUGAUGGGCUCUUGCAGAAUCGACUAUGACAAAAAACGCUUCUAUCCAGUUAAAGAUGAUAGUUCGAAAUGAAAGACGCCCGUAAUGGAAAGAAGGCGUAGGUUCCGAAGGAGAUAAACUUUGGCGUUAUGAUUCAAGUAAAAAGACACUCAUGUAAUCUGUUUUAAUUACCGGCAUUACACCGAUUUGAACGACGUGAGUGCCGUGUGAGAAAAUCCAUAAUAAAUUGAAAUUUAAU